UUUGAUCUGUCUUCUUUGUUUCGUCUUCGAAUCGUAUCGGUAUCAAUUUGCGUUCUGUUAUUUUGAUUUCUGAUUAUAGAUUAAUCUCUUGGAAAAUUAGCGUUACUCUCUCGUAUUCAACAUGAAUUUUUUUAGGGUUUGAGAAGUCUGAUCUCUAUGGGGACUAGGUUUUUGCUCCUUUAAUUUGUUUCAAUUUUGAGUAUCUCCGUUGGUAAAAUUUUGGGUUGAUGUUAGAUUCCAAUAGGGUCGUGAUCAUGUAAUUGAUCUACUAGGAUCAUAGAUCUCAUAUCUUAUGAGGAUCCAGUCAUAUAUAUAUAUGUUCGAUUUGGUGGUAAUCUUGUUUUAAGUCGUGCUCUAUUCUUGAUAAAGACUAGACUUGGUUCUUGGAUUUUGAUAGUUAUGUUCUUUUCCGGAUUGUUUAUUGUUGAUUGUAGUCGCUAAACUUGGUUUGCUUGGUUAUUUGUUUGCAGAGAAAGAGAAUCAAACAGAGCUUAAUUAAGAGCAGUUUCGUAGUUGCAAGUAACCAAGUUUACAUGGUUGAGCUAGACAUCCAGGUUCCAUCAGCAUACGAUCCAUUCGCAGAGGCUAAAGAUUCUGAUGCACCGGGAGCAAAAGAGAACAUUCACAUCCGAAUCCAGCAGAGGAAUGGGAAAAAGAGCUUGACGACUGUUCAAGGGCUUAAGAAAGAGUACAGCUACGAGAGGAUACUCAAGGAUCUGAAGAAAGACUUCUGCUGCAACGGGAACGUUGUGCAGAACAAGGAGCUAGGCAAGAUCAUCCAGCUUCAAGGUGAUCAGAGGAAGAAAGUGUCUCAGUUCUUGGUCCAGGCUGGGAUUGCUGAGAAGGAUCAGAUCAAGAUCCACGGUUUCUAAAAACGCUUGGAUCGUUUCGUGUUUUCAUCUAAUCUAUUUUAUGCGAAUAAAUUGGUGUCGUCUUGUGUGAACAUCAUCAUUAGGAGGCGUGUUUAAGGGGUGAUUUGUUGGUUUUGCUUUUUUUUAAAAAGGUGUUGGAUAAUUUGAUAUUUUGCAAUGAUAAGUAUUUCGGUUGGUCUUAUCUUCA
Messenger RNA from Camelina sativa (false flax), 1059 nucleotides. Its product is annotated as protein translation factor SUI1 homolog 1. Gene Ontology annotation, molecular function: translation initiation factor activity. Lineage: Eukaryota; Viridiplantae; Streptophyta; Magnoliopsida; Brassicales; Brassicaceae. Gene Ontology annotation, biological process: translational initiation. The record is from RefSeq and is a predicted model, not a curated record.